GCGUAACUUUAAAGAAGUAGGCUACCCCAACACCAAAUUUGCUGCUCGCUUCAGUCUCAUUCAGCCAUCGCCAGAGGAGUUGCUGGAAAGCUAAUUGAGACUCUCAGCUCCGUAGUUCUAUAUUUAUAAGACUGUGGCUGGUCAUGGGGGGGACAGAAACUAGGACAUGUCGUCUUAAUGGAGGACCUCUGGAGCUGCUGGUUCUAGUCUGGGUCCUGGUCUUGUCUGGACUGACUCUCGGACAGCAACAAGGGUCCGAUGUUAAAGUGGUCGUUAGAGAAGACAGCGACGUGGUGUUGCCCUGUUUUCUCAGCACCAUGGAGAGCCUUGUAAUGGCGAUGGUUCCGAUAUCUCUGUUGUCCUUACGUUUCUUCAUGGGGGGGACAGAAACUACGACAUAUCGCCUUAUUCCAGGACCUCGGAAGCUGCUGUUUGUAGUCUGUCUCCUGGUUUUGUCUGGACUGACUCUGGGACAGGAACAAGGGCCCGGUGUUGUGAAAGAAGACAGCGACGUGGUGUUGCCCUGUUUUCUCAGCACCAUGGAGAGCGUUGUAAUGGCGAUGGUUCCGAUAUCUCUGUUGUCCUUACGUUUCUUCAUGGGGGGGACAGAAACUACGACAUAUCGCCUUAUUCCAGGACCUCGGAAGCUGCUGUUUGUAGUCUGUCUCCUGGUUUUGUCUGGACUGACUCUGGGACAGGAACAAGGGUCCGAUGUUAAAGUGGUUGUUAGAGAAGACAGCGACGUGGUGUUGCCCUGUUCCCUCAGCACCAAGGAGAGCGUUGUAACGGGGGUCUUUGAUUGGAGGAAAACUCCUCAGGAAGAUGAAGGUCUGAAGGAGGUGUUCCUGUAUGACGCUGGCAUCCAUUACAACAACGGUCGAGGUGGUCAGAGUGAAGAGUUCAAAGGUCGAGUCUCUCAUUUUCCAGAUGAACUAAAGCACGGCAACGCCUCCAUAAUCAUCAGAAAUACAAAGAUAUCUGACAGUGGAAACUACAGCUGUUAUUUUCCUCGUCUUCAAAGAUUCAACAUUAACCUUGUGGUUGCUGCUUCUCCAGAACCGUACAUCAGGACCCUGAACGCCACAUCUGACUCAGCGCUGCUGCAGUGUGAGGUCCGAGGGGCGACUCCAAGACCCAAACUAGAGUGGAGGGACGGGCUGAAACCCACUUCUGCUGAGGAACCUCAGACCUCAGAAAGAGGAGGCAGCUACUACAUCACCCUCAUCACCACGGUGACCAAGACAGACAACUACCGCUGUGUCGUCACCCAGGAGGAAAUCAGCCAUCAGACUCAGGCUGAGACCUUUGUUCUUAUCUGUGGGAAAGUGUGUGAGGACUCAUCCAGUGAAGUGGUUGUCGGAUGGAUUGGUGGAUUAGUUUUAGGAGCUCUGAUUGUUGUUGCCGUUCAAGCUCUGCUUGGUGCCGCAAAGGUCAUCUCAAUACGCUGCAAUAAAG
Molecule: messenger RNA, 1455 nt
Organism: Etheostoma spectabile (orangethroat darter)
Lineage: Eukaryota; Metazoa; Chordata; Actinopteri; Perciformes; Percidae
Product: butyrophilin subfamily 2 member A2-like
Biological process (GO): T cell receptor signaling pathway; regulation of cytokine production
Cellular component (GO): external side of plasma membrane
Molecular function (GO): signaling receptor binding
Source: RefSeq, a predicted model, not a curated record